AUGUGCUCUCUCUUCCUAAUCCUUUUGGCCUUAUCUGCCCACUAUCACUUACAUUUUGCGCGGCCAUUAUCAGUGGACAACGGAAAUCUUUUGCCGGGUAGUCAUCAUUCUCUCCUGCAAGAUCCCGUAUCCCAUGAGGCGAGUAGCAUAUUCUCCGAAAUAUCGAAUAUUCACAAUCAUGUGUUAGCGAGACGUGCCAUGCCUCGUUCCACUCUGCAAGUCAUUGAAGAAGGUGAAGAGGAGAGUGACGGCGAAAGUAUCGCAGGGCGCGUCGACACUGGAACUUUCGCUUUAGGAGGGCCAACACAAUUCAUAGACCAAAAAUCUGAGGUGACUAACCCGGUCAGUGGCGAAUACCUUCCUAGUGGAUCUAGCGACCCGGAGACGAGGGGAAAAAACCCAAGCCUACAAAACGGUGUCGUAACAAAUCAAGCCGGGCAGCCUGUUCAUGAAGAAAAAUACACCUACUCUUCCCUUAAAAACAAAAUUAUAAAAGAGUAUCCUGACUUAGUUGAAAUCUGGAAAGAAUCUAUCGGAAAAGAAGAUCAGGUCAAGAGGGCAAUGGAUGAAAUCAAAAAUUUGAAACCAACUGGAUUUUUUCACAUGGCUAGUUGGCGGGAUGAGCAAUUAGACGUCGCAAGAAUGCUCGCAAUAUUGAAUUUGAAAAUAAAUGGGUUAAAACUUCGCCACAUUGACAAGCCCAUCGAGCAGUUGUCGCUGAGUGAACAGGGAAAGAUUGUGAAAUUGUUCUCCGGCCUGGCGCAAUGCGAUGAAUACGCGAAACUUACUAAUUUUGAUGAAACAAUACAAGAAGAUUUGAUCAAAUACAAAGAAAUCUCAAAGAUGGGUUCUUCUCGACGAGCGAUGAUCUGGACCAAAACCAAGUUGAAAAAACCUUUCGAAGAUGUGGCGGCUGCAUUUUUCAUCUUUAGGAUGAUCCGCAAAUAG
Puccinia triticina is the source of this 948-nucleotide messenger RNA. RefSeq lists its product as uncharacterized. The record is from RefSeq and is a predicted model, not a curated record. The coding region runs from base 1 to 948 and encodes 315 amino acids. The transcript has 2 exons. Lineage: Eukaryota; Fungi; Basidiomycota; Pucciniomycetes; Pucciniales; Pucciniaceae.